Messenger RNA from Rubroshorea leprosula, 749 nucleotides. The record is from the annotation of a GenBank genome assembly. Lineage: Eukaryota; Viridiplantae; Streptophyta; Magnoliopsida; Malvales; Dipterocarpaceae.
AUUUCUUAUUAUUGAAGUUGCUCUUGGUGUUUGAGUUCUCUCAUUUCUUAUCCCAUUGUUUUGCAAUUGAUUUGGUUGAUUAUUGAAGAGAUAUUUAUACUCAAAUUUCUACCACUGCUCUCCAUCAUCAGUUGUGUCCCAAUCUGCUCUUCUAUUUGAGUUGUUAGUUCGUCCAUCAUAUUCUAAAGCUCACUUUUGAUUGACCAAAAUUGAAAGUCUUUAAGUUGUAUAGUUUGGUAACAAUGGGCAGCACAUUUUGGAGGUUAAGUAUUUUUAGCCGGAUCAAUGUUGUGAGGAUGUCUCCUGCUCCCAUGUAAUCCGGUUGAAGGUCAUCAUCACCUUCUUCUCCCUCCAUUAUUCCUUUUUUUUUUUUUUUUGGAUAGGCAAUAAUUGUUAUUAAUUGAGCAAAAAUUGGUGGAUUGGAUUGUACUGGAAAGAUGCAAAAGGGCCUGCGUUUUCUUGAAAGAGAAAUAGUGGUUGAUGCCAAGGAAGACGAAGAUGGUGACUACGGGGAGGAGGAUGAAGACAAUGGUGAGGGAGAUGCUCAAGUGGACAGAAAAGGGAAGGGGAUUUUGAUAGAAGAGGAGGACGACGACGAGGAUGAUGACGAUGAUUCGAGUGAUGGCAAGGAUGAUGAAUUAGAUGCUGAGAGCGAUUUGUUCGAUGAUCCGUUGGUUGAGGUUGAUUUGGACGAUUUGAUGAGAGGAGAGAGUGGAAAUUCAUUUUGAAAUUAAAAUUCAUAAGUUUGA